Pogona vitticeps (central bearded dragon) is the source of this 743-nucleotide messenger RNA. NCBI's taxonomy places the organism in Eukaryota, Metazoa, Chordata, Lepidosauria, Squamata, Agamidae. The record is from RefSeq and is a predicted model, not a curated record.
CUUCCGGUGCGGUCGCCCCCUCUCUCUCUCUCUGUUCCGGCCCCGACCCCGGCCGCGGCCAUGCGGGUGGAGAAGUGCUACUUCUGCUCGAGCCCGGUCUACCCGGGCCACGGGGUCCUCUUCGUCCGCAACGACUGCAAGGACAAUUCGUUUGAAUUUGAGAAGCGAAGAAAUGAACCCGUGAAAUAUCAGCGAGAGCUUUGGAACAAGACAGUUGACGCCAUGAAGAGGGUAGAGGAGAUCAAACGAAAGCGUCAAGCCACUUUCAUUAUGAACAGGCUAAAGAAGGGGAAGGAACUGCAGAAAGCACAAGACAUUACGGAAGUCAAGCAGAACAUCCACCUCAUCCGGGCUCCACAGGCAGUCAAAGGCAAACAGUUGGAGGAGAAGAUGGUCCAGCAGCUGCAGGACACCAUGGAAACCGAAGAUUCUUCCUAGAGCGCUUCUUUCUCAGGGUUGUGAUUCACAGAAGCAAGUUCUUUUGUUGUUGUGUAAAGGUGUGUCCCCAUCUGUAAAAUGCCAGCUGUUGCUUGUAUCUUUUGCGUUAUAGUUUCAACAGGCCGCUCAGUUGAUGCUUUCUAAGGAGUCAUUUGUUGCACUGUGUCCAGAAGCAAAAAAAAAGUAUAGGGAGUAAAACAGCCGGCAGAAAGAGGAUGGUUUUGUACAGGGUUUCUGUGUAUCUCUGGUGUUUAUAGGCAGGGAGGUGAAUGGUAUCUCAAAUAAAGCACUGUAUAAAAAAGCAA